AUGGCUGUCCACAACAACGUGUUUCGGGGCCCACAAUCGGUUGGCCAAUAUUUCAAUCCAGAUUUCCAUCUUCCAUUGCCCUUGGUCGAGAUACCAGAUCGUCUCAACCCAUACCAAAAAGACAAAGUCCGUAUAUACGCAAAGAUGAUGACCUGCCUACCAGCGCAAAAUGUUAAGUCAUUACCUGCUUUGCAAAUGCUUCGCGACGAACCAAGAGCAGCAACACGAAAAAUUGCAGAAGCAAGUUCUGGAUCUACUAUUCUGUCUUUGGGCAUUAUCGCCAGAGUUCUAUGGGGAAAUGAAGAUGUCGAGGCGCACGUUACUAAUAAAAAGUCCCGAGAGUCUUUAAACUUGUUACGCUUCUUCGGCAUAAAACCGUGUCUUUUCUCAGGACUAGCACAACAAGAGCCCACUGAUCCGGCAGGGAUUAUGGCAAGAUUAAGGAGAAAAGCAGCCACAAGCGAUGACAUGGUGUACUUGGGUCAGUAUGACAAUGAGAAAAACUGGAAAUCACAUGCGACUUGGACUGGUCCCCAGAUACUCCAGCAAUUACCCGAGAUCAAUUUGUUCAGCACGACGGUGGGGACAGGAGGUUGCAUCACUGGGACUGGAGUGGCUUUGAAGUCUGGUAAACCAUCAAUAAGAGUUCUAGGCGUCUUCAACAUUGCAGGUGAUCCAGUUCCAGGUCCAAGGUACUACGAAGGAUUCCAAAGCUCCCCGUUUCCUUGGCAGCAAGCAAUUGAUGCGCGCGUGGAAGUAUCGUCGGUCGAAUCCUAUCGCAUGUCAAUGAAACUCUCGCGGGAGGGUUUGAUAUGUGGCCCGUCUUCAGGAGAAGCACUACAGGGUCUGCUGCAGUAUCUUGAUGACUUGAAGAAAGCCGGAACUUUAGAAGAGCUCGUUGACGAUACAACAGGAGAGAUCUCGUGCGUCUUCACUUGUUCUGAUCUUCCAUACCAGUACUUAUCUGAAUAUUUCGACAGGUUGGGUGCUGAAGAAUUUCCACAUAUUGAGAAUGAGAUAUUGCUGCAGUGCGAUCAGACUAAGCAUGACCCAAGAUGGAUUUUGGAUAGUGCUCAGGCAUUGGAACUGCUCGUCUCGUCGACACUAAUCAUGGACCUGAGAAGCACUUGUGAUUUCCGCGCAAGUCACAUUCUCGACUCUGUCUCGACACCACUUCCCGGCCUUUUUGAAGGACUGGCUGGCGGAGACUUAUUUAGUAACCCUCAAGAAGUCUCUAGGGUAUGGACGAGUAUGCGAAAAUGGCUGAAAGAACCAGAAGUAUCAUGGCUGCUUACAGAAGUAAGGUAUGGUAAGAAGAAGGUAUUGAUACUUUGUUAUGAUGGAUUUGCAUCACAGUUGGUCGGCUCUGCUUUACGUUACCAGGAUGUCGAAGCGUUUCCGGUCAGGGGCGGCUUCAUAGCGCUAUAUGAACAGAUAGAACAAAUCUCUUAG
Messenger RNA from Bipolaris maydis ATCC 48331, 1452 nucleotides. NCBI's taxonomy places the organism in Eukaryota, Fungi, Ascomycota, Dothideomycetes, Pleosporales, Pleosporaceae. The record is from RefSeq and is a predicted model, not a curated record.